CUGCCACCGAAUGUUCGGUUCUAUGUUGAGGACAUUGAGCAAGACUGGGUCGAGUCUGAGGGUUACGACCUCAUCCACUACUGGCCGGCUCCAUCGCAGACUGGCCGGCUCCAUCGCAGACUGGCCGGCUCCAUCGCAGACUGGCCGGCGCUCGUUUGCCAAAUCUAUGAGAACCUAAAGCCAGGUGGGUGGGUGGAGCUUCAGGAAACCAUCAAUGCAAUUUACUCAGACGACGAAACUCUCAAACCUGACAACGCCCUCGUCAGGCUGACGGACAACCUCAAGAAAGCCCAUGAUAUGAUCGGCCGCACGCUGGAUCCCGCUCCUAAAUUCACGGGCUGGCUGGAGACGACGGGCUUCUGCCACAUUACGGAGCGAAAAUUCAAGCUUCCCGUAGGCAUGUGGCCCAAGGACAGACGACUGAAAGAGAUCGGG
Ilyonectria robusta is the source of this 435-nucleotide messenger RNA. RefSeq lists its product as uncharacterized. The record is from RefSeq and is a predicted model, not a curated record. The annotation marks the transcript as partial. Lineage: Eukaryota; Fungi; Ascomycota; Sordariomycetes; Hypocreales; Nectriaceae. The transcript has 2 exons.